Molecule: messenger RNA, 1004 nt
Organism: Kickxella alabastrina
Lineage: Eukaryota; Fungi; Kickxellomycota; Kickxellomycetes; Kickxellales; Kickxellaceae
Product: putative 14-3-3 family protein ArtA
Exons: 2
Coding region: 158-949 (263 amino acids)
Biological process (GO): signal transduction
Cellular component (GO): cytoplasm
Source: RefSeq, a predicted model, not a curated record
UACACAUUUUCUCUCUCGUUUUUUUCUCUCAACUACCCACCCCUCUGUCUAUUUCUUUCUCUCUUUUUUGCAAACAUAAUAAAAAAGUUUACUUUUUAUUAUUUUCUGCAAGCACAGUCUGUAACCACCACCACAUUUUAAACACCACAAAAUAACCAUGUCUCGCGAGGAUUUCGUUUACAAGGCCAAGCUUGCCGAGCAGGCUGAGCGCUAUGACGAGAUGGUUGAGAACAUGAAGAGCGUCGCCGCAGAGGAUCAGGAGCUGACCGUCGAGGAGCGCAACCUUCUUUCGGUCGCCUAUAAGAACGUCAUUGGAGCCCGCCGUGCAUCAUGGCGUAUUAUCUCCUCCAUCGAGCAGAAGGAGACCGCAAAGGACAACAAGCACCACGUUGAAAUUGUCAGCUCUCAGCGCCAGGUUGUCGAGAAGGAGUUGUCGGACAUUUGCGGUGACAUCCUGAACGUUCUCGACACGCACCUGCUCAAGCGGGCUACCAACGGCGAGUCCAAGGUGUUCUAUCUCAAGAUGAAGGGCGACUACCUGCGUUACAUUGCCGAGUUUGAGACCAGCGAGAAGCGCAAGACCGCCGCUGACGAGUCCCUCAACGCCUACAAGGCCGCCACCGAGACCGCCAACACCGAGCUCGCCCCCACACACCCUAUUCGCCUGGGCCUGGCUCUCAACUUCUCUGUGUUCUACUACGAGAUCCUCAACUCGCCCGAGAAGGCCUGCCACCUGGCCAAGCAGGCGUUUGACGACGCCAUUGCUGAGCUCGACUCGCUGUCGGAGGACUCGUACAAGGACUCGACGCUGAUCAUGCAGCUCCUGCGCGACAACCUGACCCUUUGGACAUCCGACAUUCAGGAGUCUGCCGAUGCCGCUGCCGCCAAGGAGGAGGCUGCUCCCAAGGAGUCCGAAGCCGCCGCCGGCGAUGCCGAGAACAACGCUUAAAUAACUAAUAAUAGCUUUCCUUUUUUUCUUUAAACAUUCACUUCAUUAUUCUUGU